Molecule: messenger RNA, 970 nt
Organism: Cantharellus anzutake
Lineage: Eukaryota; Fungi; Basidiomycota; Agaricomycetes; Cantharellales; Hydnaceae
Product: SGNH hydrolase-type esterase domain-containing protein
Exons: 8
Coding region: 1-768 (255 amino acids)
Source: RefSeq, a predicted model, not a curated record
AUGGCGGCAAAUAUUCAAGACUCGAUAUUACUCUUUGGUGAUUCUAUUACCCAAAGUGGGUGGUGUGAGGGAGGAUUCGCACAAUUGCUUGCUGCUGAAUAUAACAGAAAACUCGAUGUUAUCAAUCGUGGAUUAAGUGGAUAUAAUACUGAGUGGGGCCUAGCUGCAUUCAAGCAUAUUUUUGCGCCGAGGGAAAAGCAGCCCUCGCUUCCAGUCGUUAGAUUACUUACCAUAUGGCUAGGGGCGAACGAUGCAGCACUGCCGGGAGAUAAGCAGCAUGUCUCGUUUCAUCAAUACAUGGAAAACAUUCAUACAAUGGCAUCUAUCGUUCAGUCGCCCACAUCUCCGUAUUAUUCCCCUAGGACUCGUAUCGUUCUUCUAACGCCCCCGCCUGUGAAUCCAACUCAGUUCCUCCAAGGUUUGAACCGAACACCAGAACAUACCAAAAGAUAUGUCGAUGGUGUGAAAUUGGUGGGAGAGGAACUCAAUCUCCCUGUCGUGGACGUGUGGUCAUUGUUCUGGGAGAAAGCUAGCGAGAAACAGGAAGGCCUUGUUCCUUUCUUAAGCGAUGGACUACACCUCACGAAAGAUGGAUACAAGAUGGUGUUCGAUGCUUUGAUGGAAACGAUUAAAACCUCUUACCCUGAACUGACCCCCGAGAAACUACCACAUGUUUUCCCUUGCUGGGACCAAUUAGAUCCAGAUAAUAUCGGUCCCUGCGCGCGCACAUAUCAGACGCAGUGCAUUUCAAGGAAUCCCCCUAAUUGAUCUCAAAACAGGUUUUUCUGAGCCAUUCUUAGAAUAUGCAACAUCUCUUCAGUUCACACGUAAUUUACGCAAUAAUUUACGCCAAAUGACCAUCCGCUCACGUCGGAAUAGUUCACGCGUAUUGUUUUUGACAUCGUUUCAGGUCCACCGGGCAUGCAGAGCAUCGAACCCUAAUGAAUUCCGAGCGUUUUUGCAGAUACGA